Molecule: messenger RNA, 1030 nt
Organism: Anarrhichthys ocellatus (wolf-eel)
Lineage: Eukaryota; Metazoa; Chordata; Actinopteri; Perciformes; Anarhichadidae
Product: integumentary mucin C.1-like
Exons: 3
Coding region: 31-807 (258 amino acids)
Source: RefSeq, a predicted model, not a curated record
UCUUUAGUGUGUUCCACUGGGACUGUUGCCAUGACAACCAUUUCAAACACCAGUAGAGAACCCAAUUCUACCUCUGACUCCACCAGUAACACCACAGCUGGUUCCAACGUCACCCAGUCCAGUCCCAGUGCCACCAGUAACACCACAGCUGGUCCCAACGUCACCCAGUCCAGUCCUAGUGCCACCAGUAACACCACAGCUGGUCCCAACGUCACCCAGUCCAGUCCUAGUGCCACCAGUAACACCACAGCUGGUCCCAACGUCACCCAGUCCAGUCCUAGUGCCACCAGUAACAACACAGCUGGUCCCAACAUCACCCAGUCCAGUCCCAGUUCCACCAGUAACACCACAGCAGCGACACACGAAUCCGGCAACGCAACAACCUCAGACAGAAACACAACAACCGUUAUAGUGACAACCACCAAUCCAAAUGGCACGACAAGCAGUUCUUCAACCGCAACAGCCAGCAGGUCGCCUGUUUCGGUUCAGCCAAAUAAAACAAUCACGUCGCAGAGCUCGACCGGAACCACGACCACGGCCCGGGUCCCGGUCCCUGUCAGCGGCGGCGUACCCGGAUGGGGGAUCGCUCUGCUGGUCCUGGCCGCUCUGGUUUUGCUGCUAGUGCUCCUGCUGUUCAUCGGGCUGCUUGUGUGGUGCUGCUGCUACAGGGGGCGGCACAACGACAACAAUGAUGAAAUCCCUCUGUACACCACGCACACUCGCUUCGACGGGCCCAACGGGAAGAACUACGAAGAAAUGGAAAAGCCGAGGAAGAACCGGACCGGCAUGUACACGGUGAACCCAUAGAGAUGACGUCAACAAACGCUUUUAUUAAUCACGGAACACACACUUUUUCCAUCGUUUGUGCUUUUUAAUUUGUAUCCGGUUUGAUUUGAAUGAAUGUGUGACUCAAUUAUAAUACAUCUCAUAGCUGCAUUUAUUUAUUGUCUGUAAAGCACUUUGGAGAUUUGUAUUAAAAAAAAACAGGAAAUAAACAUUUAUUGUGGAGAAAAUGCUACAAAUUGUGAGU